AUGCCUGAGCACUGUGCGGCGUAUUCCUGUCAAAAUCGGCGGACUGUUCAAAACAGGGCUCGGGGGAUUACUUUUCACAAGUUUCCCAAAGACAGAGAUGUUAGGAAGAAGUGGGACGUGGCUUUGAGGAGGGAAGGAUUCACUGCAAGUGAUUCAUCAGUGCUUUGCAGUGAGCAUUUUAAGCAGGACGAUUUAGAUAGGACAGGUCAGAUUGUCCGACUCAGAGAUGGUGUUAUUCCAUCCAUCUUCAGCUUCCCGGUUCAUCUCCAAAGACCGGAAAAGGGCAGGACUACGUGUACCUCCAGAAGAUCUGAGGAGAGCCUGUCUGUGGCCUCUCAGGAUGCCUCACACACUGCAACCUCACACCCACAACCUCAGCCUAAUGAUGAUCAUGGCUAUGCCUUGCCUGCUUCUCCUACCUCUCUUAAGGCCAAACUCAAUGAAGCCUUAGCAAGAGUGGAAAGUCUGGAACGAGAGAAGAAGAAUGCCAUGGCCAGAGAAAAGAGGGCAAAGACCACAGUGAAGAGUCUUUUAGGAGAUUUGAGGGAAAAAAACCUUAUUAAUGAAGAGCUCGAAGAGAGGCUUGAAUUCUACUCAGUGUCACUGCCCGAUUUCCGGAGCUGCCCGAUUUGCUGUACGGACCGUCUGCGCAUGCGCGAACGAGCCGCCAUCUUGUAUGGUAUCUCCACUUGGACAAACUUCAUUCCGUCUCUGCCCGAUUUCUAG
Molecule: messenger RNA, 726 nt
Organism: Scomber scombrus (Atlantic mackerel)
Lineage: Eukaryota; Metazoa; Chordata; Actinopteri; Scombriformes; Scombridae
Product: THAP domain-containing protein 6-like
Exons: 5
Coding region: 1-726 (241 amino acids)
Source: RefSeq, a predicted model, not a curated record